Messenger RNA from Aegilops tauschii subsp. strangulata, 1079 nucleotides. Its product is annotated as receptor like protein 27-like. Gene Ontology annotation, molecular function: protein binding. Lineage: Eukaryota; Viridiplantae; Streptophyta; Magnoliopsida; Poales; Poaceae. The record is from RefSeq and is a predicted model, not a curated record.
GGACUUAUCUUACAAUAAUUUAAGUGGAUCGGUCCCAUCAUGUCUAGUAGAAAAUGGAGACUUAAGGGUACUGAAGUUGACAGAAAAUCAUUUCCAUGGGAUAUUGCCUGAAAAUAUUAGAGAAGGAUAAAUUUGAAACACUAGAUUUGAAUGGAAAUCAAAUUGAAGGUAAACUACCUAGAUCACUAUCAAAUUGUCGUGACCUAGAGCUCAUUGAUGUUGGUAACAAUCAAAUGGCCGAUUCUUUUCCAUCAUGGUUAGGUGUUCUUCCACAGCUCCAAGUUCUUGUCUUAAGAUCAAACCAAUUCAAUGGCACAAUAAGAGAUAAUAAAGGUGAUAAUCAUAGCAGAAAUCAUUUCUCAUGUUUGCAAAUACUUGAUUUGUCCUCCAACAAUUUUUCUGGAUAUCUUCCAACAGGAUGGUUUAAUGAACUGAAAGCAAUGAUGACAGAUGUCAAUGACGAGGGACAAGUUAUAGGGCAUCAAACAAACUUGCCAAAUGGAUUUUAUCGAGAUAUUGUCACCGUCACAUUUAAAGGGUUUGGCCUUACUUUCAGCAAAAUCCUUACCACUUUCAAAGUGAUUGAUUUCUCAAACAACUCAUUUUAUGGUCCUGUUCCGGAGUCAAUUGGAAGGCUUGUUUCACUGCAUGGACUUAACAUGUCACAUAACAACUUUACAGGGGAAAUUCCGUCCGAUUUUGGAAACUUGUCUCAGCUAGAGUCAUUGGAACUAUCUUGGAACCGGAUCUCAGGGAAGAUACCAAAAGAGUUAGCCUCUCUUACCUCUCUUGAAUGGUUGAAUCUUUCAUACAACAACUUGUCCGGAAGAAUUCCGCAUGGGAACCAGUUCUUGACAUUUUCUAACAGCUCAUUAAAAGGGAAUGGUGGCCUCUGUGGACUUCCACUCUCCAAACAAUGUGGAUCUCCAGGUUCAAAUGCAGUGGCUCCUCCUGAAUCCAACAGUUUGUGGCAGGACAAACUUGGUAUCAUCCUCCUGUUUGCUUUUGUUGGCCUCGGGUUUGGAGUGGGCUUCGCAUUGUCAUGCAUGUUACGAUUGUUCUGCCACCAAGAAGGAUGA